AUGGCUGUGUCUUUUCGGGAGAGCGGAGAUGCGGAAAAGCAUCAACCCAUUCAGAUUCGCGUUCGCGAAAGAGUUCAGACUUUUGAGUACGCAACAGAGACAAAGAGGAAAACGACAAGUUGCAAUAAUGCUAGGGGCAAUAAUGCUAGAGCCAAAAGACCGCCUGAGCUGAGUAGAACCGAGAGCGAGCUUUGGGCGAAUAUCGCUCGGCACAUUUUGCUGAUCGCCUUCACACGUACUGUACGCGAUUAUGUUUACACGGGAUUGCGUGGGGGUGCCAAGGGGGAGGGUUGCAGGCCUCCCAAAAGAUGGCAGUUUCGUCUGAUAUCGUCCCCUUUGGCUCUUUGUUGCAACUACCGACGUUUCGAAACCUGUAUCAACCAACCACUUCUACCGACGGGUUUCGGUAAGGUGUUGGGGUAUACGGGAAAGGUCAAAUUCCUCCACAACCCGUCGAACUGUAGGGAUGGUUGA
Pyricularia oryzae 70-15 is the source of this 474-nucleotide messenger RNA. RefSeq lists its product as uncharacterized. The record is from RefSeq and is a predicted model, not a curated record. Lineage: Eukaryota; Fungi; Ascomycota; Sordariomycetes; Magnaporthales; Pyriculariaceae. The transcript has 4 exons. The coding region runs from base 1 to 474 and encodes 157 amino acids.